Messenger RNA from Limulus polyphemus (Atlantic horseshoe crab), 1500 nucleotides. Its product is annotated as homeobox protein Hox-A4-like. The coding region runs from base 9 to 1094 and encodes 361 amino acids. Gene Ontology annotation, biological process: anterior/posterior pattern specification; regulation of transcription by RNA polymerase II. The record is from RefSeq and is a predicted model, not a curated record. Gene Ontology annotation, cellular component: nucleus. Gene Ontology annotation, molecular function: RNA polymerase II cis-regulatory region sequence-specific DNA binding; DNA-binding transcription factor activity, RNA polymerase II-specific. The transcript is spliced from 2 exons. NCBI's taxonomy places the organism in Eukaryota, Metazoa, Arthropoda, Merostomata, Xiphosura, Limulidae.
CAUGUGAUAUGGUAAUUUCCUCAAAAGGGCGGAGUUUAAGCCCUGUUAAACGACAUACGCGAACGAAAAUUAUUUCCAUCCAACUCAUUCAAAAAUUAAUGAUCAUGAGCUCGUUUUUGAUGAACUCACAACCGUUUAUGGAGCCAAAAUUUCCACCUUGCGAAGAAUAUGCACAAGCUAGCUACAUUCCAUGCCAUGGCACAAGCUAUUUCUCUCCACAAGCGCAGCAUCAUGACGAGUUCCAUAGCGCUGACACUCAGCACGCGCCGAUAAAUUAUGACCUUAAUACCGGUGGAGCUAGAACAGCCCCUUACACAAAUCACGGUCCUGCUAACUCUGUCUUUCCGGCAUCAUGUUCAAUGUCUCAGAACAGUAUAUCAACACUUGAAAAGCUUACAAAUCUAGGCUCCUCCAUAAAUUGUGUAACGAGCGUACGAGUUCGGAAAAUUAAUGCUACUCCCCACGGACUAGGACAAUCUCCUUAUAGCAGUGAUGCAUCUCCUGAGUCCUCUCCACCACCACCAGAAGAUACUUUACAAACAGCACCAGUUCCUUCUCUACAAGUCCAACCAUUAACCAGUAUUCACAAUAGAGAUUCGUCGGUCAAGAAUUCCUCUUCAAUUCUGAGAAGCGAGUCUCCAGAAUGUGUAAAUUCCCCUGAAGUACAACCGACAAUCUACCCCUGGAUGAAGAAAGUUCAUCUUGGGUCAGCAAAUGGAAGUUGUUUUUCAUCAGGGAUAGAAACUAAGCGCCAGCGGACAGCCUAUACUAGACAUCAGGUUCUGGAGUUAGAGAAAGAGUUCCACUUUAACCGUUAUUUGACACGACGUCGCCGAAUUGAGAUUGCCCAUGCACUCUGCCUUUCAGAGCGUCAGAUUAAAAUUUGGUUUCAGAACCGUCGUAUGAAGUGGAAGAAAGACAACAAGCUACCGAAUACAAAAAAUGUGAGAAAAAUUAGUCGGCAGGUCGAGAACCUUCACCACGGUCUCUCAACAUCGCCCGGUGUUAGACCCACUCUCAGUCCGCUUGCGAGUCACCUUCCUUCGCGGCAAGAUAGACGCACGGUGGAUCCAAUAAAUAUAACAAAUCCCUAAAACAGUGAAAUACUACAUACUGGAUGUAAAAGUCACUAUGGAUUAACAGAGCUUUGACCCAAUCAAUGACAAAGAGUGUGAUCGUUAGAUGUUUGAGUUCUGCAACUAAUUUUGUGGCUCAUUGAUUUACUCUACAACUCACUGGCGUUUGUACGUAAUUAAUAUCCAUAAUCCUUUCUGUCUCAACACUUUGAUUUUGCUACCAGAGACUAUAAGGAGAUUCUACUAAUCUGUGCACUUCGCUGGUAAGUGAAGGUAAUCUUCUAAGAGGGAGUAUCAAAACGACGGAACCAAGAAUCUUAAAAAUGAGAAAAUUAUACUUGAAUAUAAAUACAGUGAGGAAUAUCUUCGCGCUUUUAUAACUUAAUUUAUAAGUUUAUGAAUAUGUUAUUAUUCAAAUGUAAGG